AGGUCAGUCCUAAGUGGGCCCGGAGCGCACCACCUACUCGAGACAUGUAGCCUCAGCGUUUGUGUGUCUCUUAUGGCGCCCUCCUUUUUCUCCCCUUUCCUCGACCGCCUCUCCCUCCCGCAGCCGGCCCUGCAGCGCGCCGCCGUCCGCAGCAUUUUCGCACAUUUCAAAAGAGCGCCCUCCCACGAACAGCCCAGCUCAGCAUUGGGUGAGGAGACACUAACCGUCUGCCUAACCCACCGGAGCCCAGCUGUGGUGGACGAGACAGCCCAGCAGUUAGUGCGCCUGGUUAGCGAGCGCCCGGAUCUGGUGGGCAGUGCAAAGGGGGUGGAUUUGCUUCUUGCGGGUUUGAGGGAGGUUCCGGCUGGUGGGGUGGGGCCAAUCGUGGGCGCCAUUGGGGCAAUUCUGCGCCUGUCGUUGGCAGAAAGUUGGGGAAAUGCUAGACCCCCGACGUUGGAGGAAACAGCAGCACAAAACGAGGAAGAUCAGCUCAAUUUUGCCACUGGCAUAUCCUUCUUUGACAGACAGCCUAAAAGCUCCGAUGGAGUGGUGGUAGCGAGAGCAAAUGCCUCAGAGUCAUUUGCAAGCCCAAGCGCGCAAGCCUCCGGGGAACAGCACCCCUUUUACCGGGCGACCCUCCUCAGGGACGAGUGUCAAGAGCCGGUGCUGCGGCAAGUGGCGAUCCUCUUAACACAAGCAGGAACCUCCGGGCACGAGAUCGAGGCGCUUCUGCAUCUGCGUUCGUUCAUCACUUCCGUUCUGCUGCAUGGGGCUGGGGGGGAGUUCUUCCGUCGGCGCCUCACGAGCGCUUUGGUUGGGAUUGCAGCCUCGAGCGGCCCAGGAUUGGCGGGGCCGAUACUGGAACUGCUGAUAUGGCAUGCGGGGCUGAUGAGAAUAGGCACUUAUGGGGUGCAAAUGGGCUCCGGGGAUAACCGAACAGGUCUGCAGGAAUCUGUGGCAAUCUCAGCCGCCUUUGCUGAAGAUCUGGCUGACCUGAUCCAACAUCUCAAGGAGAAAGCCGGACAACAAGCUGGAGCGAAUCCUUUCUCAAAUCAACGAUUUCUCCAUGGCAUCAAGGCAAACGCAUUCCGCUUGCUUGGGGCGCUUCUCAACGCCGCGUUCGAAGCGCAGGGCGCCGACCUCUCCUCUCUGCCCUUCCUUAACACCAUCGCUCGCUUAGUGGUUCUCUUGCCCCCAGUGGUGUCAAUCCAGCUCCUCCCAGUGUGGGGCUGGCUCCUCUCCAGAGCCCAAAUUGAGCAGGAGCAGCUCUCAAUCCUGCGCCUUCUAAGUAGAGCUCUUGAAUCAAGUGCCGGUCACAAACCCAGUAGCCCUCCAGAUGGAAAAGCCACCGAAACAGAACCGCUUGUAGCAACUUCAGUUCUGCCCAUCCUCCAAUUGCUUGCUCUUCCCUCCGGCCUCAUCAGAAACCACGCCGUCACAGCCCUGGACAAAGUUGAGGAGAUCAUGGCAAGCCCAAAGGCAGAGCGCCAAGUGGCAGCAGGAGGCACCACGGGCGAGAGUCCAGUCAAGGGGGAUCCCUUGACAGAACUCUGGUUGAUCAGCGGCGAAGCCAAGCUCGUCUCGUGCCUCAAGACCCUCGUCGCUAGCCUUUGGACCGGAGCCCACGUCCCAGGAUUCUCGGGGGAACUUAAAAGCUUCCCAUCCUCGGCAGCCGCCGCCAGUCCAACCCCAGAUUCUUUAGACGGCACCGUCUCCUGGCUGGCCGCUCUGGGCGCCCACCUGGAAACCCUCCCGCCGCAAAAGCAGGGCUCGAAAUCGCUGCAGGAAGGCGAGAGGACGCCGUUGGGCGACCUUGUGCGGAUAGCGUUUUACGUGGGGGGAGCGCUUAUGAUGCAUCCGGAGGCUUAUGUGCGGGCGGAAAGUGCAAAGGUGUUGGGGGCCGCUGCCAGGGUGGACCCGGUGCAGGCGGUGCCAUUACUGCCAGCUGUCCUGUGGUGGCUGCGUAGAGAAGAGACCGUGGCCCAGCAAGCCGCCUCCCCCGCUGUGCAAGGCAAGCCUAGAGCUUCCCACUCCGUCCAGCUGUCCCUGCUCUCCAUCCUCCCCUCUUUAGGCGCCCACCUGGCCACCGUGGGCCCGGUUCUAAAGUCCCUCCAACCGAUGCUCGAGCCCACCGCCGAGCUUCCCCUGAGAGCCGUCGGAUUGCGCCUGCUGAGCCAACUGUGGGCGAAUCUGGACCGUUCGUUCCCGCGCCUCCAGGCUGUUCUGAUGGCCGGCGUUUCGCUGCCCAAACCCUCGCAAACCCUCCCCAAACCAGGGUCAGAAAGAGAAGGGAUCUACGUGGCGAAUCGCCCAAGUGGGCAGUUGAGAAAAGGGAGAGACUCAGCGGAUUUGGAAUGGAACAUGGCGCGAGCGGCUUCGAUUCGGGGGGUCUGUGGCAAGGAUGCGGCGAGGGGGGUGGAACUAGUGCUUGGGAUCCAGGCGGCAAUCCAGGACCCUAACCCGGUGGUUAGCGCCCUCGGUUUAGAGAGCCUGGAGGUCUUGUGCGAGGAUGACGCCAUCGACUUCUACACGGCCUGGCGCGUGGUCCGGCGGACGUUCCCAACCCUCCCGGACGACCCCCGCGUGGCCGCCAGAUGGGCUUCCCUGCUCGCGCACGGGGCGCUCGACGCGCGCGCGGAACCAGACUUGGCGGCGGAGGUGCUGUCGUUGCUCUUGGAAGCUGCGAAGGCGGGAGGACCGUCGGAAAAGGGCGACCGGUGGUGGCGAGUGCGGAGCGCCGCGGUCGCCUCACUGUCCGCGUACGCCUUCGAAGCCGUCCAAGAAGUGUCACCUCGUCCCCUGUCCGACUACGUCAGCCUGCUGCUGACGGAAACGCACAGUGACGUCAGGGCCGCGUGCGAGGGCCUGGUCGUGAAAGCGUUGCAAUUUGAGCACAGCACGCGGCGGCGAAACGUCCCCGAAGCAAGGGCCCUUCCCCCGACCGCGUCUCCUGCCCUCGAGCUCCUGCAAGCCGUGCCCAAUCUAGUUGCAUCAGGACCCCGGGAGAGGGUCAAGCGGGCAGCGGCAGUGGACCUUCCGGCGGCCAGUUCGUUUCCGGGGGCUGUUCUGUACUGCUACCGGCCCCUGCCACCGACCCCCCCGGAAGAGGGGAAAGCCAACCGGGUGGCACUGACAGAGUACAAGGAGGCAGUGCGAAACUGGGCGGCCGGUUUCGCCCAGGUCUUCCAGGAGGCGAGCCAGAGCUUGCCCGGUUCGUCCCCAACCGACCAGACCCAGCUCCUGACCUCACUCAGCACGUGGUCCCGGUUCAUACCAACCUGGCUCCAAGCCCUUGCGUUGGCACUCUCCGUCGAGAAUGACGUCAGCAAAGCCGAGGGCGUCGGGUUAGCUGCGAAGGAAAUCUGGUCAACCAUUCAAGCCUUGAUAACCGAGGGGAUCCCCCGGGCAGCCGAGAACGCGACCCUGGCGGCUGCCGGCUUGUGUAGCGCUCUGCACGGUAACGCUUCAGGGAAUCUGGCCGUGAGCGUUACGUCGUUCCUGGCGAAACGGCUGGGACAGGUGGCUGGCCACGAUUGGGCGGAACGGGCGACGGCGGUCGCGCUUGGAGCAGCCACGGGGAGUCUUCCGAUCACCGCAAGAGAGCAGAAGGGCUUAGCGGUGGAGGCUUUGCUGGGGGUUUAUUUGAGCGAUGACGUCAGCAGCGGCGCCCUGUUUGCGGCUGGAUUAGCCCUCGGGUUAGUCGCACAGAGCCUCUCACACAGGGGCGCGGACGAGCCGACCUUGGCGGCUGACGUCACCUCUCAAACCGGCGGGGAAUCGGUGCUCGUGAAGCGGAUCUUGAGGUCAUUUUCAACGGCCCUCUGGAGUGGCGUUGGGAACGAGACGGCGCGGGAGAUUGUGCGACGGCUGGCUGCCACGUGGCAGGUCGAGGUGGUGCCACGUCAGCAAGUGGACGAGUGGGCUGCGACUGGGGCGAUCGCCGGCCUGAGUCAGAUGUGCUCCCGGGGUCGGUUGCCGGGAGUCCUCUCAAACCCGGGUUCAAUUUCGGGUUUGCUUAACCUAGUUGACAAUCUGACCGGCGCGGAUCGGACUCAAAGCGGGGGAAGUGCGGAUCCCGUUCUAAUUGCCGCCCUCCUAGCACUCCCCGUGCUGACCCCUCUGGCCCACAGACUGGAACUCGUCUCUUCGUCAAAAGCUGAGCAACGACUGGAACGCUUAUCCGUCAUUCUUCAGCAGCCAUCGGAAUAUACCGGAGCGAUAUUUCCGGCGGCCGCCCUAUCAGGGGGGUCGCUCCUCGACUCUCUCCUUUCAGACGGCUGCCCCCUCUCCACAGCAACGGUUGACAAGAUGCUGGAUUCUUUAGACCUCUCGUCAGGCGGAUCUGGCUCAGGAGGCGCCUAUAGAGUCGGCUCGCUGCUCGGCCUGGCAAACGCGCUCGGAGCAGGGUUCGGAGGUUUAGGGACGCGAACAGCGGCCGCGGGGUCGGGCAGGGUCUUGGACGAUGAGAGGAGAGUGGCGCAGGCGCGAGCGGUGGUUCAGAAAAUGAUCAAGGCCGUUAAAGAAGAUCCGGACCCAAAAGUUCAGAGGCAGGCUGCUUGGGCCCUGGCCGCUUUGUACGACUCUCGUUUCGGCGGAGGGGUUUCGAGUCGGGGGGCUGCUCCUGGAGCGGAAAACGCCCCCCUGCGCCGAGCCUUGCCGGGACUUCCCGAAGAGGGCGCCAUGCGGCCGCUGCUGACGUACCUGCUGACGUUUGCGGAGGGGCCCGGUUCGGACGGCGGCGCAGUGGGGCAGUCGGCGUCCGAACCAACCCAAACGGCGGAGCAUAGGAUAUCGUCCGAAAGGCAUAGCUUAUCGACGGGGUCGGACGGUGUGACGUCAGCUACGGCAGCGGCCGUUUUGCGGUGCUUGGCGAAGGCGCCCCGGCUGCCGGCGCUCAACUGGGGCGUCCUGUUUAGGCGGCUCUUCCGGGCAGAGCACCAGGGCGGAACGCCUAGAGAAUCUCGGGCGGCGGAAAACCCAGACGGAACCACUAGAGGUCUUCGAAGGGCGGACAAUCAGAGAGAAACGCCUAGAGAUUCACAGGCUGCGGCGGUGCGACGAGAGUGCCUCCGGGUGGCAAUUGCGCACGGUCGGGAGGUGCCCACGUUGGCCGUCUUUCUGGACAACACGUGUCAGCUAGCGAGGCUCGUGACGUUGGAGACGGACCUACAGAUCCUGAUUGCUGAAACUCCCGCGGCGCUUUUGCGAGCCCUCCCGCGGUCAGCGGGUUUGCGGGUUUUGGGCGACCUGCAAGACUUGGCGCUGGGGUACGGGUUCGCCGAAGAAGGGAGCGGAUUGCGGGCUGCGCUCUGGCGAGGUUUGGGGGAGGCUUUGGAGGGGGAUGGCGCUUCGGUGAGCGAAGAUGGGGAGGGAAACGAGGUGCGGGCAGCGGUUCUAGAAGCGGUCAGAAGUGUGUACCGAACGCUUCCGGUGGACGUGGGAAGCUUUAGAGGCGCCCGCACGUUGGAGAAGCCCGGUGGGAACUCUAGAGGAGCCGGCGAGAAUCGGAGAGGAAGCAACCCUUGGGGGGCUGCGAUUGAGUCCCUCGCAAAGACUGACAGGGCCUGGCUGCUGGAACUCCUAAAGCUUCCCAGCUCCAGUCAGCAGCAGUACAUCUCCGGAGAAGCUUUAGAGGUGCCCGCAGAGGAGUUAGUGUCCCAAUUCAGAGCCGUGAUCGCCCGGAUACUCCUAGCGAACAGUUCGCACCUCCCGCUGGCAGACCUGAAACCUUGUCGAAAGUGGCUCUUGGAGCAACUAGACUGGGGACAAAAACCGUCGCAACCCUCUCUCUCGGGGAGCCACGCACGCUCUCUCGCCAGCCAAGAAAACCCCGGGGCUUCAAACAGGGGGGAAACGAGUAUACCCGGUUCAGGGGGGUCGUUGAACGCGCUGAGAGAGGGGGGGUACGGAGUAGCCGAUCUAGAGGGGGGGGUGGAAGAGCUGGUUGCUGUAGUGGCGGCAACGGGGGGUGCGCAGAAGUGGGAGUGGUUCACGGAGACGCUGGACUGGACCCUGCUGACGUGGCGGCCCCUGCAGGGCCUCACUUUCCUGGCACUCCUCUGCAACGCGUGGCUCCCUUCGACGUCGCCGUUCCUUCCAAGCGCGCCCGUCGAGACGCUGGCAAACCUCCCGUACACUCUACCGGCCGUACUGGCCGAUCCGGACUUUGAAUCAGACCUGCCAGCUGUCAUCCAGAGAUUGGUCAGCAUUCUGACCAAGGGGGAUGCGCACGUGCGGCGCAUCCUGUUGCCGUGCCUCGUCGGCUGCCGGGAGAAGCUGUCGAUUGACACGUGGCAGUUUGUGGCGGACCUAGCCGUGGCGCAGAGCGUGACGAGGAACUGAGGGGACUCCUAGACGCUCAAAUUGAACGGAGCCGUUUAACCCAUUCAUGAACCUUUGAAAACACUUUGUGUGUUCGCACAUACUCGAUCGUUGAUCCAUACACCGAGUCUGUACAAUAUUCUUGCCCAUAUCUGCGCACUUGAAGGGCACGACUGAGCCGGCUGAAUUUACCGUACU
Klebsormidium nitens is the source of this 6519-nucleotide messenger RNA. Lineage: Eukaryota; Viridiplantae; Streptophyta; Klebsormidiophyceae; Klebsormidiales; Klebsormidiaceae. The record is from the annotation of a GenBank genome assembly.